This is a messenger RNA of Ogataea angusta, 906 nucleotides long. RefSeq lists its product as uncharacterized. Gene Ontology annotation, cellular component: endoplasmic reticulum membrane. Gene Ontology annotation, molecular function: 3-dehydrosphinganine reductase activity. The record is from RefSeq and is a predicted model, not a curated record. Gene Ontology annotation, biological process: sphingolipid biosynthetic process. The coding region runs from base 1 to 906 and encodes 301 amino acids. NCBI's taxonomy places the organism in Eukaryota, Fungi, Ascomycota, Pichiomycetes, Pichiales, Pichiaceae. The transcript has a single exon.
AUGUUUUCCAACAAGUAUAACGUUGACGGCAGGCUGAUUGUGAUUACAGGAGGAUCGCAAGGUUUGGGCUUUGCUUUGGCCAAGAAUCUAUACUUGAAAGGUGCUAAUGUCAUCAUUAUCUCCCGAACCAAAGCGAAAUUACUCAAUUGCGUGGAAGAGCUCAAGAAACUCAGCCAGAAAGAGGACCAGUUUGUCGACUAUGUGGCAGCAGACCUUUCUAAAUACGAAGAGUGUGAAAGAGUACACGAAUAUUUAAGUUUGAAGAGAUUGCUUCCAGACGAUCUCAUCUGUUGUGCAGGUAUCGCCUAUCCUCAAAAGUUCGCCAAGAUCCCCAUAUCCAAGAUUGAUGAAGGAAUUGAUAUCAAUUAUAAGACUGCCGUCUACUUCGUCCAUGCCAUGCUUCCCUUGAUCACCGAGAAGGUCCGGGAACAGCAUCUUGUGCUAUGUUCUUCUGUCGUAGCUUCUUAUGCUUUUUACGGCUACUCCCAGUAUGCCCCAAUGAAAGCUGCUGUGAAGGCUUUUGGAGAUUGCAUGCGGCAUGAGCUUUUACCAUAUGGGGUCAAGGUUCAUACCUUAUUUCCAGGGAAUUUCGAAUCGGAAGGCUACGCCCAAGAGAAGUUGACAAAGCCAACCUUGACUAAGGAGAUAGAAGGUGCUUCGCCAACAAUAUCUGCAGAACGAUGCGCGGAGAUCGUGGUGAAGUCUCUACAGAGUGGCAGCCUUUAUAUUUAUACCGAUUUUAUCGGCUGGGUACUGGGAUCCUUUAGCUUAGGACUUAAUCCAAGGGAAUGGUGGUUUGCACAAAUAUUUCUGAGCUUCAUUGGAUCCUUGGUGGGCCGGCUUGUUGAUCUGUAUCAUGAGCAUUUGAUUAGAAGGGAAUCACAGGAAGAAGCUAAAGAAAAAUAA